Hibiscus syriacus is the source of this 875-nucleotide messenger RNA. Its product is annotated as pentatricopeptide repeat-containing protein At2g13600-like. NCBI's taxonomy places the organism in Eukaryota, Viridiplantae, Streptophyta, Magnoliopsida, Malvales, Malvaceae. Gene Ontology annotation, biological process: RNA modification. The transcript has a single exon. Gene Ontology annotation, molecular function: protein binding; RNA binding. Bases 38 to 601 code for a protein of 187 amino acids. The record is from RefSeq and is a predicted model, not a curated record.
UCAGUACUUGUAUUAAAAAAAGAAGCUAAAGGAAUGUAUGGUUGUUGAUAGUUGCACGGUUUUUGAAAUUGUUGGUGCUUGUUCUAGCUUAGGUGCUCUAAGAUUUUUGUUUCUAGUCCAUAGCUUUGUCAUUGUUUUUGGUUUGGACAUGCAUUUGAUUGCUUACGACGCUUUGCUCGAUGCUUAUGGGAAAUGUGGGGAAGGGGACAUUGUGUAUAGGAUUUUUAAUCAAAUGAGUGAAAGGGAUGUGAUUUCGUGGACUUCUAUUGUGGUUGUUUAUGCUAAAGCAUCUAGAUUGGAGGCUGCUUUUUAUGUUUUUGGGGAAAUGCUGAUUAUGAGUACGGUAUCUUGGACUGGGUUAAUCGCUUUUUUUGCUCAAAAUAGUUGUGGAAAUGAAGCAUUGGAUCUUUUUCGGCUGAUGUUGGAGGAAGGAGUGUGGCUAGCUCACACAUUUGUCUCUGUUUAUAGUGUUUGUGCGGUUUUGGCACUUAUCGAGAAAGGUAAACAGAUCCAUGUGCACAUGGUUAUAAUCGGCAGUAGAGGUGCUUUGGUGAAUCUGUUUGUAUUUAACGCACUAAUUGAAGUGUACUGCAAGUUCUGAGACAUGAACUCAACUAAAUUAUUGUUUGAGAGGACACGUGAAAAGGAUGUUGUUUCAUGGAACUCAUUAAUAACUGGGUUUGCUCAAAAUGGGCAGGAAGAGGACUCACUUAAUGCAUUCAAAAUAAUGAUAGAAGAAGAUUUUAGACUUAAUCACAUAACAUUUCUUGGGGCAAUAACUGCUUGUAGUCAAGCAGGUCUAGUCUCUGAAGAAAUGAAGAUUUUAGACAAUGGAAAAGUAUUUCGAUGUGAACCCUAGGUCUGAUCAUUAUGCA